This is a messenger RNA of Clonostachys solani, 465 nucleotides long. Lineage: Eukaryota; Fungi; Ascomycota; Sordariomycetes; Hypocreales; Bionectriaceae. The record is from the annotation of a GenBank genome assembly.
AUGGCUAAGAAAAGGCCAAACAGGAGUCAGAAGGCCAAGGCCGACGGCCAGCCAGAAAACCAGCCUGCUGCCGCACCUGGAGCCCAAGCCCAAGAAGAAAAUCCGCUGCAACAACGAUCUGAGAACAUAACUAUCGAAUCUGGUCGACCUCCUCGCAGGAAGGGUAAAGGGCAACACCAGCCAAAGACAUCUGGGCCCAAUCCUGACAUUGUACCACCCCGUAACCAAGGUUCCAGCCGAACCAACCCCGACGGAAUCCCCAAGAUCCGCAUCAAGGAAACCAGCAAAACCGUCCCCAGACAAAUCACCAAAAUCCUACCCAAGGAGACAGGGCAAAUCAGCCCCGUCAAGGUCGAAACCAGGCUCGGAAGCCAAAGACUCCUGCGCUGCCGCCGACACCCAACGAUCAACCAUCAUCGUCACACCAAGCGGAUCAAGCGCAUCCUCAACCUCCUCGUGCCUUAA